Molecule: messenger RNA, 2105 nt
Organism: Tarenaya hassleriana
Lineage: Eukaryota; Viridiplantae; Streptophyta; Magnoliopsida; Brassicales; Cleomaceae
Product: rop guanine nucleotide exchange factor 5-like
Exons: 7
Coding region: 129-1841 (570 amino acids)
Molecular function (GO): guanyl-nucleotide exchange factor activity
Source: RefSeq, a predicted model, not a curated record
CAGAGCCUCCUUUCCUAGGCAAGAUUAUGACUUUUCAACUAUGAAAAGAUGAUCUUGGCUUGUCUGGAUCUCUGAAUUCUUCUGGGUCUGUUCAAAAACCCGUAAUUUUACGCUCGAAUCGGUUGAGAAUGGAGAAUUUGGCGAAGAGCUGCGCAGGAAACGAGAAGAAAAGAAAUGGUGGGACUCACUCGGUGACCGAGUCAGCGGACAAGUCUAGGGAGAGCAGAAGCUCGAGUGGGUCGAAUUGCGAGAGUUCCGGUGGCGCUUCUUCUCCACAUCCGCCGCCCCAGCUUCUGGGUUGGCCGAUUAGGAAAGCUGCUUUGAGGAAGAACUCGACGGAAAAUGGGAAAAGAAACGAGAAGAAAUCUAACCCUUUUGCUGAUUCCGGGUUUGAAAAAAAGCAGAUCAGUAUUUCAGAGGUGGAUAUGAUGAAAGAGAGAUUCGCAAAGUUACUGCUUGGUGAAGACAUGUCAGGUUCUGGCAAAGGCGUUUGCACGGCUUUAGCCAUCUCCAACGCCAUUACCAAUCUCUGUGCUACGGUUUUCGGGCAACUAUGGAGAUUAGAGCCUCUGCCCAGAGAGAAAAAGGCAAUGUGGAGAAGGGAAAUGGAGUGGCUUCUCAGUGUCUGUGAUCACAUUGUGGAACUGACACCUUCUACCCAAUUUUCCCAUGAUGGGAAAAAGCUUGAGGUCAUGACUUGUAGCCCAAGAUCAGAUAUCUUCAUCAAUCUCCCGGCUCUCUGUAAACUAGACGCCCUUCUUCUCGAGAUACUGGAUAAGUUUCAGGCAACCGAGUUCUGGUAUGUUGAUCAAGGGAUUGUAGCUUCAGAAACCGAUGGUUCAGCUUCUUUCCACAGAGCGAUUCAACGUCAAGGAGAUAAAUGGUGGUUGCCUGUGCCAAGAUUGCCUCCCGAUGGCCUGAGCGAGAACACGAGAAUUGAAUUGAAUCAUAUGCGUGAAUGCGUUACACAGAUACUGAAAGCUGCAAUGGCCAUUAACAGCACUUCCUUGUCCGAAAUGGACAUUCCUGAAUCAUACCUUGAAGGCCUUCCAAAGAAUGGAAGAUCCUGUCUUGGAGAAGUUAUCUACAGAUAUGUGACGUCUGAUCAGUUUUCCCCCGAGUUUCUUCUUGAUUGCCUUGAUCUAUCCUCUGAACACGUCGCUCUAGAUAUCGCAAACCGGGUCGAAGCUUCAAUAUACGUCUGGAAGCGAAGAGUUAACAAUCCUUCGAAUUCUACUCCGAAGUUAUCAUGGGAAAUGGUUAAAGAUCUAAUGGUGGAUGGUGACAAAAGGGAAGUCCUCGUGGAAAGAGCGGAAAGGCUCUUGCUUUGCUUGAAGCAGCGAUUCCCUGCUUUAACCCAAACUGCUCUCGACAUUAGCAAGAUUCAAUACAACAAGGACAUUGGAAAAUCGAUCCUUGAAAGCUAUUCAAGAGCUCUAGAGAGCUUGGCAUACAAUAUCGUUGCACGUAUCGAUGACUUGCUCUACGUGGACAGCUUAACAAGGAAUUCGGAUUACAAAGCUAUAGCUCAGAAGCAGGUGACGAUCCCAUACUGUGUGCCUUCUUCAGGCACUCCUUACAAAACAACCUUCUCUCCCAUGAGAGCUCCAUUAUUGAUUAGCCCUUUAAGAGGAGAGAAAGGUCCUUAUUUCUCCAGCAAGAACAACGACAAGCUUCCACAUCGCGGGUUUGGGGUUAGAAGGGUAUUGACCAAUUAUCUCGGAGUCGAGUCCAAACCAAAAAUAUGCGGAAAUGCAACCGAAACUCCAUAUUCGGUGGCAAACAACAAUGGCAGAGAACGUUCAAAGCCAAAAGUUCAUUCAUCAGUUCAUCAAAGCUGAUACCCCAAACAUAAUGUCUAUUCUGAGGUUUCCAACGAAGAAAGAGUACAAGAAACGGCUGAGUAGCCAACAAGAAAGUUAGUAGAAUGUAAAGUGUAACUUAUGUAGAGAUUGUUGAUUUGUUUGGGUUUCACUUACACUGUUAAGGCUGUGGUAAGAGUUGAAAGUUUCUCUUUCUGAAACCGGUUUGGUACAGUCUACAAUUGCAAGCUGAAUGUAAUUUAACCGAACUGAACCGAAGGGGCAGAAAGGUUAAGAUCACAA